Lampris incognitus (smalleye Pacific opah) is the source of this 2877-nucleotide messenger RNA. RefSeq names its product protein tyrosine phosphatase receptor type Nb (gene ptprnb). Gene Ontology annotation, biological process: protein dephosphorylation. The transcript is spliced from 25 exons. Lineage: Eukaryota; Metazoa; Chordata; Actinopteri; Lampriformes; Lampridae. The coding region runs from base 1 to 2877 and encodes 958 amino acids. The record is from RefSeq and is a predicted model, not a curated record. Gene Ontology annotation, molecular function: protein tyrosine phosphatase activity. Gene Ontology annotation, cellular component: secretory granule.
AUGAGGUCUCCUCGGCUGUGGGGGUUCCUCUGCCUCCUGGCGCUGUCCUCCCGGCUGGGGCUGUCCGCCCGAUACGGCUGCCUGUUUGAAAAGAAGCUUUGCCCAAGAGAUCAGCUGUGCUCUGAUGAUGGGCUGUUUGGGCAGUGCCAGGCUCCCCACCAGGGGCAUGUGCAGUACCAGGUUUCUGUGCCCGUUCUCCGAAGGCUCCAGGAGGUCAUCAAAGACCUGAUGGUCCAAGGUCUGAGCUGGCAGAAUGACAUCACCCAGCUGAUCAUCGGUCGAGAGAUGAGUCAAAUUCCACAGAUCCACCCCGCCUCCAAACCGCCCAGCAAGUCUCUGAACGUGGCGCUGAACUUUCCCUCCCAGCUGCACAGGAUCCAGGGGCUGGAGGAGCAGGAUGAACCAGGGCUGAGGCAGCAGUAUCUGGACUACAUGGUGCUGGAUCACCCCCAGUCCUCCGUCCACAUGCAGAACCCGCUGCUGGACCCCUACUCCUAUCGCCAACAGCAGUACGGCUACCAGGAGGACGAUGAGCGCUCUCUGAACUCUGUGGAUGACGGCAGGGCCUUUUCCCUGAUGCCACCUGCUCUUCCUCGCGCUGGGGCCAGGGGGGGCGCGCGUCCGCUCGACCAGGACCAACAGCUUCUCCAGGACCUAGUCUCCCUCUCCCUCUCUUCAUCCUCCUCCUCCUCCACGACACCCCGCCACAGAGGGGCGCUAUCUGCGGCGGCCGGCCUCCCGGCCUCCAAUUUCUUCCCGGAGGUGGAUUUCCCACUGGACUACAGCGAGGACUAUGACUCCCAGGAUGCAGGGCUCAGCCAGCAGCGCCAAGGCGAGCAGGAGGGAGAGAGAGCACAGAAGUACUACGACCCUCUGGCGGGGCUGGAUGAACGCUCCACGGAAAAGCUGGCUCGACUCUUAGACCAUUAUGGCAUUGACCUGAAGGACUUGUCCCCGGAUCAGCUGGACAACCUGCCCACUGUACUAAAACAGCUGCAGCUCGAGAGCUCCUACUCUGAGAGAGACCCUAAAGGGAAAUACGGGAACAAUGCUGUGGCACAAAAGAAGAUAGCCGAGGGCGACAUGAUAUACAAGGUGGAGAAAGCGCCAGCGGAGGAUCAGUCCCUCAGCCUGGCCCUCGUGGCCAAGGCCCCGCCUGCUCCGGUCAAGUCCCCUGAGGCGGGGGCCCUUCCUGCCCCUUCCCACCGAGAGCCGGCCGCCAUCUCUGCUGCGAAAGUAGUGAAAGAGGGACCGAGCGGGCCGGCUGGAGGGGUCAGCAAAGCGGAGGAAGAAUACGGCUACAUUGUUACCAACCAAAGCCCCCUCAGUCUGAACGAUGGGGUGCGUUUGCUGGAGCUCCUGGCCGAGAGGCUGCACCUCUCCACCAGCUCCUUCACCAACAUCAGUGUCGUCGGGCCGGCUUUGACCUUUCGUGUCCAACCAAACCCCCAAAACCUGACGGUGGAAGAUGUGGCCGGGAAGGCAGUUGGGGAAAAGAACUUCCUGGAAUCUGAGACAGGCCUGAAGAUCCUCCAGACAGGCGUGGGAGAGAGCGCGCGAGGGUUAUCACUGCCCCUGGCCACCCGGGUCACGCCUGGCUCGCGUUGGGUGUUCGCCACCCUGGUGGCGAUCGCCUGCGUGGGCGCCGUCCUGGUGGCAGCCAUGACGGUCGCCUGCUUGCGGCACCACGCCCAUCGCCUGGCAGCGCGGAAGCUGGGGCUGGGCCCAGAGGGGGGCGCCAUCUCCCACCAGGAGUACCAGGACCUGUGUCGGCAGCACAUGGCCUCCAAGGGCGCCUUUGGACGCCUGGAGGCGGCCGCGCUGGGCGCCGUGGGAGGACCGUGCGGCGGAGGGAACGGAGGUGGGGGGGGAGGGGGUGGCCUGGACACGUCUCAAGUGAGCAGCGUGUCGUCCCAGUUCAGCGACGGGGCCCAGGCCAGUCCCAGCUCCCACAGCAGCACCCCGUCUUGGUGUGAGGAGCCUGCCCAAGCCAACAUGGACAUCUCCACCGGACACAUGAUUCUGGCCUACAUGGAGGACCACCUGAGGAACAAGGACCGCCUGAUGAAGGAGUGGGAGGCACUUUGCUCCUACCAAGCGGAGCCCAGUGCUGUCUCCGUGGCCCAGAGCGAAGCCAACGCCAAGAAGAACCGCUGCCCCGACUCCGUGCCCUAUGACCACUCCAGGGUGAGGCUGAAGGCAGAGGUCAACCCCUCACGGGCCGAUUACAUCAAUGCCAGCACAAUCAUUGAGCACGAUCCCAGAAUGCCUGCCUACAUCGCCACUCAAGGGCCCCUGUCACACACCAUCUCUGACUUCUGGCAGAUGGUGUGGGAAAGUGGCUGCACGGUGAUCGUAAUGAUGACGGCUCUGGUGGAAGAUGGAGAGAAGCAGUGUGAUCGCUACUGGCCCGAUGAAGGCUCCUCCCUCUACCACAUCUAUGAGGUGAACCUGGUAUCAGAACACAUCUGGUGUAACGACUUCCUGGUGCGUAGUUUCUACCUGAAGAACGUCCAGACCCAGGAAACCAGAACUCUGACCCAGUUCCACUUCCUCAGCUGGCCUGCCCAGGGCAUCCCCACCUCCACACGCCCUCUGCUCGACUUCCGCAGGAAGGUUAACAAAUGCUACAGAGGCCGAUCCUGCCCCAUCAUUGUGCACUGCAGUGACGGCACGGGUCGAACUGGGACCUACAUCCUGAUAGACAUGGUUCUUAACCGCAUGGCUAAAGGUGUGAAGGAGAUCGACAUCGCUGCCACCCUGGAGCAUGUUCGUGACCAGAGGCCCGGGAUGGUUCGCACCAAGGAUCAGUUUGAGUUUGCGCUGACAGCCGUCGCAGAGGAGGUCAACGCCAUCCUGAAAGCCCUGCCUCAGUAA